Sinocyclocheilus rhinocerous is the source of this 1107-nucleotide messenger RNA. Its product is annotated as C-C chemokine receptor type 2-like. The coding region runs from base 19 to 1098 and encodes 359 amino acids. Gene Ontology annotation, molecular function: C-C chemokine receptor activity; C-C chemokine binding. The record is from RefSeq and is a predicted model, not a curated record. The transcript has 2 exons. NCBI's taxonomy places the organism in Eukaryota, Metazoa, Chordata, Actinopteri, Cypriniformes, Cyprinidae. Gene Ontology annotation, cellular component: membrane; external side of plasma membrane. Gene Ontology annotation, biological process: calcium-mediated signaling; immune response; positive regulation of cytosolic calcium ion concentration.
CUGUCAUAACCAAGAGAGAUGACAGAGGACCCAGGAACUGUGGCUGCUACAACAACAGACUACAGUGAUUACUACGACCAAUAUGACAAAGACAUUGCAUCACCAUGCAAUAAUGGCAACACAAAGGCCUUCAGCGAGGUUUUCCUUCCCACCCUGUAUAGCAUCGUUUUCAUUCUUGGCUUCAUCGGAAAUGGCCUGGUAGUGUGGGUCCUGAUCAGAUACCGUCAAAAAUCCAACAUGACAGAUGUGUGCCUCUUCAACCUAGCCCUAUCUGACCUACUCUUUCUUGCGUCACUCCCUUUUUGGGCUCACAGUGCCAUGGACGAGUGGAUUUUUGGCAAAUUCAUGUGUCAUACCAUAACAGGUCUCUUCAUGAUGGGUCUGUAUGGUAGCAUCUUCUUCAUGGUCCUUAUGACACUGGAUCGCUACGUUGUCAUCGUCCAUGCCCAUAGUAUCUUUUCCAGAAAUCGGUCUGCAAAAAUGGGUUUGGUUCUGGCCUCAUUUGUAUGGGUUCUCACUCUGUUUGCAUCCCUCCCUAAUAUUAUUUUUGCCAAAGAGAAAACGGAGGUAAGCACCAAAACAUCAUGCGGAUCUGAUUUUCCUGAAGGUACAGCCUGGAUGUCAUUUACUUACCUUAAGAUGAACUUCCUGAGCUUGAUUUUCCCUCUGAUUAUUAUGGGCUUUUGCUAUUCCCGGAUCAUCCCUACUCUGCUCAGCAUAAAAUCACAAAAAAGGCACAAAGUCAUUAGACUCAUCCUGGCUGUGGUGGCAGUUUAUUUCGUCUUCUGGACUCCAUACAACAUUGUCAUGUUUCUUAUGUUCCUGCAGAAGCAAAGUUACUUGCUUUCUUGUGAGUGGCAUACUAGUUUAAGCCUUGCCAUGCAAUGGGUGGAAACAAUCGCCUUAAGCCACUGUUGCCUUAACCCUAUCAUCUAUGCCUUUGCCGGACAGAAGUUCAGAAGAGCAGUUCUUAAAGUCUUAAAAGAGCAGUUUCCAUUGUGCUUCAGCCAGUGCACCACUUUGUCUCGACAGUUAUCUGAACGCAGAAGUUCAGUCUUCAGCAAAUCUACUGAAUAUUCCUCCACGCAGAUUGCAUAGAGCAAACUU